Messenger RNA from Durotheca rogersii, 2655 nucleotides. RefSeq lists its product as uncharacterized. The record is from RefSeq and is a predicted model, not a curated record. The coding region runs from base 1 to 2655 and encodes 884 amino acids. Lineage: Eukaryota; Fungi; Ascomycota; Sordariomycetes; Xylariales; Xylariaceae. The transcript is spliced from 2 exons.
AUGCUGCGAAACAAGUCCAAAGAGCGGUCCUCACCUAGGAAGGUGACGCCGCCGUCGCCGUCAUAUAUGAGCAGUGAACAAUUCGCGACCUACCUGGCGGGCCUCCGUGAUAAUCGAGUCAACCGUCCCGGGGGGGCCCGGCCCCCGCCACCCUCCAUGAAAUUGCGCCGCGAGUCCAUAGGCCGUCUCUCGCUCGGAGCCACCACCUCGGUUCUAUCCGAGGCAUCGACCAACCACCAGAAGGCCCAGUCAGACGAAAUCCCGAAACCAAAACCGCGGGGCAGUCGCCCGAGCAUGGCCGGCAGCGUGCUCUCUCGCUACUCCACCACAGCAUCCGCCGGCAAGGACUACCACCCAGAAAACUCGUCUUACAUCGCCCCUCUGAAACCGGGCGAGGUCGUUCCCAGCGCCACUUACAUUGAGCGUGGCCAACGAUGGAUGGAGAGAAAAGAAGCCAUCUCGCUCCGCGAGGCCAUCGACGUUAUGGACGCCAUGGACUCUUUGGAUCUUGGGGCAGAAAAAAAGCAUAAGGAGAGGGAUAAGGACAAGGCAAAGGAUAAGAAGAGUAAAGACGAGGGAGUUGAGCAGCAUGAGGAAGAGGAUGACGAAUCCCGACUCUAUGAUGCGGCCCUUAACGAGGCAGCCGAGUUGGUCUGGCAGCAUCAGCAUGGUGUGAAGGUGCCCGAGGCUGGCACCCCCUAUCGCUAUAAGUCGCAUAUGCGCCAGAACAGCUACGCCCGUGCUCGCGCGGCUAGCGCCGGUCGACGCAACGAGGAUGUCGGUAAUUCUGGCCUCUCUAAAGAGUCCGUCCCCUCUCUUUCGGGCAGUGUAUCCAACAGUGAGCGAGGUUCCUCGCAAGGAAGCCCCCGUACGAGCCUCGAGCAGCAGCAUACGCACUCCGUUGGAUCAAACAAAACGAAAUCGUACGGUGCGCUCAGCGGCACGACACGCGCAGACCCUAGCACCGGUCGCCGGAGCAGCAUGAAGCGCAAUAUUAGCGGCGAAAUCGAGAAGCCGUUCUCGGGCGACCAGAUCUGGGAGGAGCCGGAGGGCAGCACGGUCAAGCGGACCGCGAGACCAUCUCGCGCCGCGGUGAGCAGGCGACCCAUCGGGCUCAAGGCUAGAGGCGUCCCCAACAGGGUGCAGUUCGCCUCCGCCUCAUCUGAUUCCGACGACGACACCGAAGCGCAGACGGCGGCAAAGCCUGUAUCCCGAUACGAGAUCCACAAGAACCCGCCGUCGCAGUCGCGCAACCCCGCGUACACGACGAACAACCCGGCGGGUGCGCCGCGCACGUCUCAGGAGGUGCCGACUAAGAAUGGCAUGGAAAUUCGUAGCGAUGACAUUCGGCAGGCGACCAGCAUGCGGCUCAAGGACCGCAGCGUAAAGUUGCCCACUCCGUCCGCGGUCAGUGACAACCCGGGACGCCCCAUCGUAAGCUUUGACCGAAACUGGCAGCCCCCGGAAGAGGCAACUGAUUCCAAGCCAGAAGAGUCCAGCGGCGGCGGCAGCAACAGCCGAGUCCCUGUCGUCGGGGUCGUCAAGGAGCGUGCGGGCUCGCAACAAAUUCCGCCUCGUCAACAGCCUCCCCCUGCUAUCGCAGUUACGCCGGAUGCUCCGGUCCCGGUGGCGUCGUCCGGGCGCGCCCUCCCCUCCACGCCGAGCAUCCCAAGUAUUCAGGUAAACGAUAAGGGUAGCGGUAGCGGCCCGCAGGUGCCAACUAUUUCCAUCUCGAGCGACCGCCCGGUCAUACCCAGCAUUGUUCUCCCUGGCGACGAUAACGAUAACAGCACCAAACCACCCACCAGCAGCAUCCCCGCCAUAAUCACGCCCGACGACAAUAAUGACGGCAGAAGGCCCUCAGCAAGGCCCCUGCCGGACCCCAAGGCAGUGCAGCGAAGUUACGACCCGCUACGAGACCCCCCGCGGAGCCACUGGUCGCCGGCCCCCAGCGGAGUCGGACCCGCCGGUCGGCGCGCAACCGCAACCUGCCACGAAUGCGGGCUAGCGAUCGAGGGCCGGUUCGUAGGGCUCGCCGGAACUUCGGAGCGGUUUCACCCGCAGUGUUUCCGAUGUUACGCGUGUGGGACGGCGCUAGAGGCGAUGGAAAUCAGCCCGGAGCCGGACACCUCGCGAGCAGAGCGGCUGGAGCGGAUCCGGCGGCGGGCGGCGGGCGAGGUCCUCGAGGAGGUGCCGGGAAAGACGAUGGCCGAGGACGGGGACACGCGACUGCGCUUCUUCUGCCACCUCGACUGGCACGAGCAGUUCGCGCCACGGUGCCGACACUGCAAGACCCCUAUCCUCGGGGAGCAUGUGGUGGCGCUGGGAGCACACUGGCACUACGGUCACUUCUUCUGCGCCGAGUGCGGAGACCCGUUCGAGCGGGGCGAUACGCACAUCGAAAAGGACGGGUACGCCUGGUGCGUCGGCUGCCAAACAAAACGGACCGAACGACGGGCGCCAAAGUGUCGCGGUUGCCGGCUCGCAGUUGUCGGCCAGUACGUGCGCGCGCUCGGAGGAGAGUGGCACGACACCUGUUUCCGCUGUUCGUCUUGCGGAGGUGGCUUCGAGGACGGGCAGAUCUUCCCGAUGCGCGAGCGCGGCGAAGGAGUAGUCUUGUGCACGCGCUGCCGGGCAGCGGAGCUCAAGAUGUGA